Radiomyces spectabilis is the source of this 2817-nucleotide messenger RNA. RefSeq names its product formate--tetrahydrofolate ligase-domain-containing protein. The record is from RefSeq and is a predicted model, not a curated record. Gene Ontology annotation, molecular function: methylenetetrahydrofolate dehydrogenase (NADP+) activity; formate-tetrahydrofolate ligase activity; ATP binding. Lineage: Eukaryota; Fungi; Mucoromycota; Mucoromycetes; Mucorales; Radiomycetaceae. Gene Ontology annotation, cellular component: cytosol. The coding region runs from base 1 to 2817 and encodes 938 amino acids. Gene Ontology annotation, biological process: tetrahydrofolate interconversion. The transcript is spliced from 12 exons.
AUGACUACCCAGAAUGCAGCAGUAAUUGACGGCAAAGCCUAUGCAGCAUCCGUGCGCGAAAAAGUCAAAGCGGAUAUUGCGGCGCUCAAGAUUAAAUAUCCUCACUAUGCUCCUCACCUGGCCGUUGUGCAAGUCGGUGCACGAGAAGACUCUUCCGUCUACGUGAGAAUGAAGAACCGAGCUGCUCAAGAGGCUGGCAUUCAAUUCACUCAUCUGAAGCUCCCCGAAACCAUCACUCAGUCCGAAUUGCUCCGUAAAGUUAAGGAACUUAAUGAUGACUACCGAGUCCACGGUAUCCUCGUUCAAAUGCCCCUUCCCGCUCAUCUCGAUGAAGCUGAGGUUGUCGAAGCUAUUGAUUAUCAAAAAGACGUCGAUGGUUUCCACGCUGUCAAUAUUGGUAAUAUGGCUAAAAAGGCCGCCGUGCCUCUCUUCCUUCCCUGCACACCCAAGGGCGCCAUCGCUCUCUUGAAAUCCACCGGUAUCGACAUUAGUGGCAAAAACGCCGUCGUGGUGGGUCGUAGUGAUAUUGUGGGUGCUCCUGUGGCUACAUUGUUGACGGCUGAAAAUGCAACCGUCACCGUAUGUCACUCUCGCACCAAGGAUAUUGCUGCUGUUAUUGGUACGGCCGAUAUCCUGGUGGUGGCCAUUGGUAAGCCCGAAUUCGUCAAGGGAAGCUGGAUCAAGCCCGGCGCUAUCGUUAUCGAUGUUGGUACCAACGCCAUUCCUGAUGCUACGCGUAAAUCUGGCACCCGUUUGGUCGGUGACGUCGAGUACAGUGAAGCGGUCAAAGUGGCCAGUGCCAUUACUCCUGUCCCCGGUGGUGUCGGUCCUAUGACUGUGGCCAUGUUGAUGGAAAAUACCCGCGUCAGUUCCGAGCGAUGGCUGUACAAGAGUGAACAGCGUCAAAUCAAGCCUUUGCCUUUGACUCUGCAGACGCCCGUUCCCAAAGACAUUGAAAUCGCAAAGUCGCAAACCCCCAAACCCAUCGGUGAACUCUGCCAAGAACUUGGCCUCGGUGGUAGCGAAUACGAGCUCUACGGCAAUACAAAGGCCAAGAUCGGCUUGGAUGUGUUGAAGCGCCUUGAACAUCGCAAGGAUGGUCGCUACAUCGUGGUCACUGGUAUCACGCCUACUCCUCUUGGUGAAGGCAAGUCCACCACGACCAUUGGUCUUGUUCAGGCGCUGGGAGCCCAUUUGAACAAGGUCGCUUUUGCCUGUGUACGUCAACCAUCGCAAGGUCCUACCUUUGGUAUCAAGGGCGGAGCCGCCGGUGGUGGCUAUUCGCAAGUCAUUCCUAUGGAUGAAUUCAACCUGCAUUUAACCGGCGAUUUGCACGCUGUGACCGCCGCCAACAACUUGUUAGCGGCGGCGAUUGAUGCCCGCAUGUUCCACGAAAAUACCCAAUCCGACAAGGCCUUGUUCAACCGCUUGUGUCCCACCCAAAAGGGAGCUCAGAAAUUCGCUCCCGUCAUGCUCAAGCGUCUUCAGAAAUUGGGCAUCAACAAGACUGAACCCAGCGAAUUAACGGAUGAAGAAAAGGCACGAUUUGCUCGUUUGGAUAUUGAUCCUGCCACGAUUACUUGGCAGCGUGUGAUGGAUACCAAUGAUCGCUUCUUGCGCAAAAUCACAGUGGGUCAGAGCCCAACAGAAAAGGGUCAAGCCCGGGAAACUGGAUUUGAUAUCACGGUGGCCAGUGAAAUCAUGGCCGUCCUCGCUUUGGCAACCGAUCUUCAAGAUAUGCGUCAGCGUCUUGGUAACAUGGUGGUGGCCAGUUCGAAAUCCGGCGAACCGAUUACGGCUGAUGAUAUCGGUAUUGGUGGUGCACUGACGGUACUCAUGAAGGAUGCCAUCAAGCCCAACAUUAUGCAGACCUUGGAAGGUACACCGGUGCUUGUUCACGCGGGACCUUUUGCCAACAUUGCUCACGGUAACUCGUCGGUUUUGGCCGACAAGAUUGCACUGAAACUGGCCGGUACCAGCAGUGACGAAAUGGAACCGGGCUAUGUGGUGACCGAAGCCGGAUUCGGCGCUGAUAUGGGCAUGGAGAAAUUCUUUGACAUCAAGUGUCGCGUGUCAGGUCUUGUUCCCGAUGCCGUGGUCAUUGUCGCUACGGUACGUGCCCUCAAAAUGCACGGUGGUGCUCCUGAAGUGGUCGCUGGCAAACCUUUGCCUGAUGCCUACACCGAAGAGAACCUCGAAUUCCUCGAAAAGGGUUGUGCCAACCUCGCCAAACACAUCCAAAACGCAAAGAAGUUUGGUAUGCCCGUCGUCGUGGCCGUCAACCGUUUCACAUCGGAUACCGAUGCUGAGAUGGAUGUGGUUCGCAAGGCAUCUUUGGCAGCCGGUGCGGAUGAUGCUGUGGCGUGCGAUCACUGGGCUCGGGGUGGUCUUGGUGCAGUUGAUUUGGGCAAGUCGGUGAUUGCGGCAUGCAACAAGGAAAAGGAGUUCAAAUUCCUGUACGAUGUGAACCAGUCGAUUGAAGCCAAGAUUGAGAUUAUUUGCAAAGAGAUCUACGGCGCGAAUGGAGUGGAAUUGAGCGAUUUGACCAAAGAAAAGAUCGCCACUUAUACCAAGCAAGGCUUUGGUCACUUGCCGAUUUGCAUGGCCAAGACGCAAUACAGCUUCAGUCACGAUCCUGCAUUGAAGGGUGUGCCCACGGGUUUCACGGUGCCCAUCCGUGAUAUUCGCGCCUCGGUCGGUGCAGGCUUCUUAUAUCCCUUGGUUGGUUCGAUGCAAACCAUGCCCGGUCUGCCUACACGACCUUGUUUCUUUGAUGUUGAUUUGGACGAAGCCGGUCAGGUCACUGGACUCUUUUAA